Molecule: messenger RNA, 2012 nt
Organism: Mixia osmundae IAM 14324
Lineage: Eukaryota; Fungi; Basidiomycota; Mixiomycetes; Mixiales; Mixiaceae
Exons: 8
Coding region: 492-1955 (487 amino acids)
Biological process (GO): protein phosphorylation
Molecular function (GO): ATP binding; protein kinase activity
Source: RefSeq, a predicted model, not a curated record
GAGACUAUAUAGCUGAUGGGCUCUCGGUUCCGUGGAGUUGAGUCACGAGUCAGAGAUAGGAACCACGCGGUCGGGUCAUCAUCAUGCUCGGCCUUGCAUCCGGAGUGAUCGAGCCUCGUGCGUGAGCCACGUCAUGAAGCGACAAGAGUCUCUCGUCACCGAGACAGGACAGAGCAAGUGACAUCUUCCCCGGCAUUGCGAUCCAUCACCGCCAAGGAGUGCUCCACGUACUCACCCUUGCAGCUAGCCGGCACGGUCGCGUGCCUGUCUUCUCCCGUGCUCGUGCCAUGGGCCAUCUGCCGUCGGAUGAUGCCGACACCCUAUCGCACAGGCUCGCAGGCUCAUCGCUAUCGUGUGACAGUGGCAAAGCCACAUCCUCAGCACGGCAAGCGGCAAGCCCAAGAGCGGCAACGCUGAGACCCCCCGCGGCUGCCUCGAGCUCAUCAGCCUCGUCAAGAGAGAGCAGCGAUGAGCGUGUACCCCGACUUGCGAUGCACACGGGAUCCGCACGCAAGAGCGGUAGCAAAGGUCCAGGAUUGGGCCUCAAUCUCAAGAUCCCCUCUGGAUCUGCCAGCACGGCGGGACCUGCGUACUACUAUGGCGGCGCGCAGGAUGCCGCUUUGCUCGCACCGGAGCCGCUGCUGUUCCAAGACGAUGCCGAAUCGACGAUGAGGCAAUCCGCUUCUACAAGCAGCACAGCGACGAGCAGUGCAGUCUCGCGGCCAUCACCGCUUCAGCUGACUACCCAUCUGGAUGCAACGCGCAGUGCAGGCCCGUCAUGGGAUAGGCGCACGACAGACUCGCAGAGCAUGAUCUCUGAACUACGCGAGACCAUCUCGGGCGGGCAUCCCGACCCUGGCGCGUCACGUCUCGCAGGCAACGCCUCUCAUCAGUCGGAGGAAGGCUCGCCCAAUCUCAAAUCACGCUCGAGAGAUGCCUCCCCACUUGCCAAACCCAUGUCGCGCGUCCAAUCCGAUCAAGGUUCUCUGGCUGCUGCCUCGGCUUCAGCGAGCGCAAAGGAGCUCAGGCGGAGAAGCUGGAACAUCGAUGCUGAGCCUGCGCUCGGCGAUCUCACGAUCAUGCAAGCAAAGGACGUCAAGACGCUCUCGAAACUCGGUGAAGGCGCGACGGGAGAAGUAUGGAAAGCCGUUCACAUCGGCUCGGGUACUCUCAUUGCCAAAAAGAUCAUGGCCACGUCGCCCAACCCUGAUAUUCACAAGCAAAUCCUACGAGAACUGGCAUUCAAUCGGGAUUGCCGGGCUGAUGAGAUUGUGCGCUCAUACGGCGCCUUCUUGCAAUCUGACGACACAGAGAUUGCGAUCUGCAUGGAGUACUGCGAAGGUGGUAGCUUGGAUGCGAUCUACAAGAGAAUCAAGCUCAGACAGGGCCGGAUUGGGGAGAAGGUACUGGGCAAGGUGGCAGAAGCGGUAUUGAGAGGGCUCGUCUACCUACACGACCGCAAGAUCAUACACAGAGACAUCAAGCCGUCAAAUAUCCUCGUGACGAAGGCGGGCCAAGUCAAGCUGUGCGAUUUUGGUGUGUCGGGCGAGCUCAUCAAUAGCAUGGCCGGUACGUUCACCGGAACAAGCUACUACAUGGCUCCCGAGCGAAUACGAGGCGCUUCGUACUCUUGGACGUCCGACAUCUGGUCACUCGGUCUGACACUGCACGAGCUGGCAAUGAACCGGUUCCCCUUUCCAGCAGAGGGUGCACCGCCACUUGCGCCCAUUGACCUGCUCACCUACAUCAUCAAGAUGGAUCCACCCGCCCUCAAUGAUGAUGGGCAGAUGAGGUGGACAAAAGCAUUCAAAGACUUUAUCAAACAAUGCUUCGACAAGGAUCCUAAAGCGAGACCGUCACCGGGUAUCUUGCUUCAACAUCCUUGGAUCAGAAAGUCAGAGGAGCGGACUGUCGAUCUUGCCAAAUGGCUCGUCGACGUCUGGGAGUGGAAGUAGACGCAAACGCAAAGCUGUUGGUUGUUGUACACGAUACCGUCGAUGAUUUGCCGAGUG